UAUUUUUAAAAUUAAAUUUUUAAAAUAAUAUUUGCAAAUUUGUUUUAUUUGACUAAUUUCUAAAUGCCCAGUUUGAGAGAUUCCAUUGAAAGAAUGCAUUCAUCUUCCAAAAAGAAAAAAAGAAAAGAAUCUGAUAGGAAUUACGACAGGCAUGGCCAUAGGAGCAGAAGCCGGAAAAGAAGUAGAGAAAGGCGAAGCCGAGAUAGAUAUGACGAUAGGAGAGAUAGACGUAGAAAUGACGGACAUUCAAAUAGAGGUAAAUAUGAUUAUGGAGGAGAUUAUGAAUCAGCAACUCAUAGUAAAAAACAUUCAGAUAGAUCAGAAAAUAACCAGAAUGAUCAACAAAUAAAUGACUUUUUAAAUAGUUUAGCACCACAAAUGAAGUCAAAUCAAAAUACUGAAGACCAGACUGUUAAGAGAAAACGCAAAAGUAGGUGGAUGGCCACUUCAGAGGUUGUUGGAGUUCCAACUGUUUUACCUCCUAAUUUAACCCCUCUACAGGAAAAAGCAUUUUUAUUGCAACUUAAGAUUGAAGAGUUUGGUAAAAGAUUAAUAACUGGAAAAUUGGGCAUUCCAGAAAAAGUUGAAGAUAGAUCACCAUCACCUGAACCUAUAUAUAACAAUUUAGGUAUUAGGAUGAACACAAGGGAAGUACGUACUAGAAAACGCUUAGAGGAGCAAAGAUAUGCUAUGAUUGCUGAGUUGAUUAAAAUUAAUCCAGAGUAUAGGCCACCUUUGGAUUACAGACCAUUGCAACAGAAAUACAUUGACAAGGUGUGGAUUCCCCAAGAAGCAUAUCCGACUGUCAACUUUGUGGGAUUGAUCAUAGGUCCCCGAGGAAACACCCUCAAACAACUUGAAAAAGAAACUGGAGCCAAGAUAAUAAUUCGUGGAAAAGGUUCAAUGAAAGAGGGGAAAAUUGGACGGCCUGAUGGACAGCCCCUUCCUGGAGCUGACGAACCACUUCAUGCUUACAUAACUGCAACUACCGAAGACUGUCUGAAAAAGGCUAUGGAUUUGGUGACUAAAAUUCUUAAGGAAGCUGUUACCGUUCCUGAGACUGAGAAUGAACUCCGUAAGAACCAGCUCAAACAACUGGCCUUACUUAAUGGAACUCUCCGUGGCGAGGGUGCUGGUUCCCUAUCUGCCUUGGCGGCAGGCUCAGCUUCAGUUAUGGCCUUGAUUGGUGGAGCAGGCGGCGGAAACCGGUGUUCAAAUUGUGGAUCAGAAGAUCACAAAACUUGGGCCUGUCCAGAAGGACUAAAUUUGACUGCCAGCACUGUAUGUGGGUUGUGUGGUGGGAUUGGUCAUUUGACUAUCGAUUGCAAGAUGGUUGGAGGAACUGGAGGGGAAGGAGGACUUGGGCCCGAGACUGCUCUCGAUAGGGAGUAUAUGUCGCUGAUGGCCGAGCUGGGUCAAAACUCUGUCCUAGAUCAGCCCCUAUCAGCUGGGACUGCUAAACUCAACCAGUUGAAUCAGAUAAUAGCUGCCCAACAAGCAUCUGCACCUCGUAAAUUAGAAAGUAUAGCCCCUCUCGUCAAAAGAGUGCUCGAUUCAAAAUGCUCUAGAUCUAACAUGAUUCCAAACCCAUCACCCCUCGGUCCUUGUUAUUCAACCAACCCCAUGUACAGUGGCGGAACUAACAAUCCUCCUUACCCAUCGUCUCUUUUCACUGGUUUUUCGCCAUACCCUGGUAUGGGGCUACCUAUGGCACCUCCACUUAUGAAUCCAUUUCCCAUGAACCCUAUGAUGGCUCAUAAUACAGAUCAAUCAACAUCUGAUUCUCAAAAUUCAAACUACAAUUCUUAUAUGUUUGGAAUGUCUAAUUCGCAAAUCACUUCUGCGCCUACUGUCAGUGAUCCAAAUUCCAACUUUCAUAUGAAUCCUCCUUGGCUAGGAGAUAACUCGAUGCAAAGCAACAAUGACUACAAUUUUUCAAACCAAUACAACAACAAUAAUGCGUGCAAUUACGCUCCAGGCCCCGAUAGUGACGAAGAUAAUGAGCUGCCCCCACAACCCAUUUUGCCUCCACCACCUCCUCCCUCUCUCACUGGUUUUAGCCUUGACCCUCUCCCUCCUCCUCCCGCCCCUCCUCAUGACCUCGAUGAUUGUGAUGAUUAAUUUAAAAAAAAUUUUUUACAAAAUUUAUGAAGGAUUAUAUAAUUAAUGUCAUUAUAAGGGUUUAGCUUUAUAUCAAUUUUAAAUAAACUUUCAUGUUUAACUUUGUGUCUUUUAUAUGACUUAAUAUAUGUGUGUACGAUUAAAGACUUACCUAUCCUUGUAAUGUUAGCUAAUUUUAUAAUUAAUAUAUUUUAUUACACAAAUUCAUAUAUUAAUAUAAAAAUGCGAAUAUAAAUAAAUUUUUUGUCUCUAUUUUAAAAUUUGUUUUUGGGCUAAUAUUUUACCUUAUAUAU
This is a messenger RNA of Gordionus sp. m RMFG-2023, 2414 nucleotides long. Its product is annotated as splicing factor 1-like. Gene Ontology annotation, cellular component: nucleus. Gene Ontology annotation, biological process: regulation of mRNA splicing, via spliceosome. Lineage: Eukaryota; Metazoa; Nematomorpha; Gordioida; Chordodea; Parachordodidae. The transcript has 12 exons. The record is from RefSeq and is a predicted model, not a curated record. Bases 64 to 2121 code for a protein of 685 amino acids. Gene Ontology annotation, molecular function: zinc ion binding; mRNA binding.